AGUCAUGUGAUACCAUACGAAAAUAGUACUUGACACUCGAUGACACAAAGAUGAUUAAAAAAACCCAACAUAAUAAUAGCCUAUCGCAGUUGAAGGAUGAUUGUUAUCUAUGCUUCAUACCACCACUGACAUUGUCAUUGACAGUAGGCAUGCAAGAACUUGGAGAAGUUGAGUAACUGUGUAAGGUCAACAUGUGGAGAACUCAAUAAAUUUGAAAUCAAGUUUAGCCAAGAUAUUACCAGACCUUCAUUGCCAAGUAUAGACCGGUACAGGCCAUCUCUCAACAGAAAAACCUAUUAACUGGUUUAUCAGUCUUCUAAACGUCUUUCAUUAUCUGUUUGUUUGACAAAAUAUAUUGGUAGGACAGGAUGGAGUCAAGCUCGACAUCAACAUCAGUUUGCCACAAGGGCAAGUUGUCCAUGUGUCAAAAACUUUCUUAUGGAGUAGGACACUUUCUCAAUGAUCUGUGUGCGUCAAUGUGGUUCACAUACCUCUUAAUAUACCUUCAUAAAGUCAUAAACUUCUCGAACAGUAUGGCUGGAAAUCUGAUGCUGCUUGGCCAAAUAGCUGAUGGGAUCUGCACACCAUUCAUUGGAUAUGAGUCGGAUCGAACAAAAGGUAUUGGGAAAUAUGGAAAGAGAAAAACAUGGCAUUUAAUAGGUACUAUUUGUGUGGCUUGUACAUUUGCAUUCCUCUUCAACCAGUGUAUCACAUGUUCGGGUGCAGCGGACUGGGCCAAGUUUAUAUAUUACGCUCCAUUUGUGGUGAUCUUCCAGUUUGGCUGGGCCUCAACCCAAAUAUCUCAUCUGUCUCUCAUACCCCAUCUCACUCCGGAUGAACACGACAGGGUCGAACUGAACGCCAUCAGAUAUUCAUUUACUGUGAUAGCCAACUUGGUUGUGUUUGGCCUGACUUGGGUGCUCCUAGAUGUGCAUAAUACUUCUAGUGGUGAACUUUCUGUUCAAGAUGCCCCCAGGUUUAGGGAUAUAGCAUUCAUAGUAGUUGGUAUUGGAAUUGUGUUCAGUAUAAUAUUCCAUGUUGGGACGCGGGAGAAGGACCAUGCCUGUGAUAGUAAUGACAACGUCGAGAGUACACUCAGUUUCUCCAGUUCUACGACCCGACCACGGAAAAUGAAGUGGAAAUGUUGGUUCAAGGAGCCUCAGUUUUAUAUUGUUGGCUUAAUAUACAUGUGCACUCGUUUGAUUGUCAAUAUGUCCCAGGUUUACCUGCCAAUGUAUUUACAGGAUACAUUAGGAUUGAAAAAGGAUUACAUUGCCAUCAUCCCUCUCGUGGUUUAUAUCAGUGGCUUUCUCACAACAUUCCUCAUGAAAAUCAUCAACAAGUUAAUUGGCAAAAAGCCCACCUACUUCAUUGGCCUUAUAUUUGUUGCUGGUGGUUGUGUGUGGAUGUGGUUCAUUGCCACUAAGCACUUACAAUUGCAAGUCAUUGGUGCUGCCAUCUGUCUCGGGAUCGGAGGAACUACGAUCUUGGUUACAUCUUUGUCAAUGACAGCUGAUCUUAUAGCUUGUAGUCUAGAGAACAGUGCAUUUGUCUAUGGUGCUAUGAGUUUCUUAGAUAAAGUUUCAAAUGGUUUGGCUGUGUUUGCGGUACAACAGCUCCACCCGUGCCAGCAUUGUUGUGUUCGUUGUGAAUGGUACUACCGAGAUGUGAUGGUGUUUGGCAUUGGUGGGGCUGUCAUUGCUGGUAUAAUUGGACUUCUUCUGAUUUUACCACAGAAGAUAGGAACAAGAACUGAAAGGAAAAGUGCCAAACUACAAUGUGUUCCUCCAGGAGAUUCGUGUAUCCAGUCACGGGCCCCGUUGCUCAAUGGCGAAGUGCAUCCUGAUGGUUACGGAACUCUUGCUGAAUGCAGCAAUAUAUCGACUGUCCAUGCUGAUGUGCAUGCCGUACAGACGUAAUCUUAACUUGCGUGUUGAAAGGUCUCUUACAUGUGGAGUGGAGAAGAUCUAAUAAGAAGUGAUAUGGGUGGUGAUAAAUCUGAUUAUGCAAAGCUAGGUCCAUGUAUUUGUCAGAUUAUAGAUAUUGUGGGGGAAGGAGGUCUUUCUACAGAUAAGGUGAUGCAACUAAAAAUUUUUUUCACUAGUAAUGACCUGCCUACCCUUACGCAUUUGAGGGAAAUCCAGCAUAUUGCCUGACCUGUUUACACACUCUUCAAAUGUAAAUUAAAAUUUAAUGACAUAUGGCUUGCCAUCCUAGCAUAACUAGUGGUUUUCAAUACACUCUGCCUGUCGAUAUUUCAAACCCCUAGAAAUCCAUACCCUUCUGUUUCUGAGCCUUCAUAUGCCCAUUACUGUUUGGUUCCAGCGAAAUGGGCUGGUUUAAUUUUGCCAUUUUGCAUUACUGUGAUAUUUCUUGAUUGAAAAAUAAAGCUUUAUUUUUGAGUUAAUGCUGUACACAGGGGUUGAAAAGUCUGACACCCUGGACUAAUCAUGUUUUUAAUUUGGGCUUGAGCUUGGCGUGGAUGUGUAAAGAUUUUAGGCAACUAGCGUGAUUUGGCAGCUUAACUUGGCGAGCUCAAGAUCUAGGUUAUAAACAACUAUGCGCCAAUGAAGCCAUUUUGAAUUCAGUGGUUAUGGUUAGGCAACCAAAACCGCUUGGGUUGGUGCUAAUAUUUAAUUAGAUAUGUUUUAGAAUAGAAAAUGACACCUAACUGUCGGUAUUGAUUGUCUCACCCAGACCGCUCGGGUGGAGGUAAAAUGUUGGCCAAAAACUCGCACUCGCGCGGAUAUGGCGAAGCAACCAUUACCAACAGUGAGGUAUCAAUUCCAUGUAUCAUAUGUUAUAAUAUCUUUACUUUGAAUGGAAAGUUACUCUAUUAGCAUGCCAUAUUCUAUGGAUGAAUUAAUAAGAAUUUGGCAUAAGAUAGGUACAUUAUUUCUGUAGAAACAAAUGAGAAGAUUUCUUUGUCAGAGGGAAAACCUCACGCCAACGUAGAAUCUCAAUCGAUUUAGAUGCAGUUGUUAUUUUUUCUCCACAAAUCAGAUUAAGUUCAUAAGGAAUUAUUUGUACUAAUUUUCGAUAAACGAUUGAUUAUCAAUGUUAAAUUAUGAGUAUGUGGCAAUAAUUUAAAAAAAAAGUUUGCUAGCCUGAAGAUCUCAUCUUUAUCAUAGUGUACUUCAGAGCAGGGGAAAAUCAGUGGGUUUACACUUAUUUCUUGCAUGGAUAAUUUUCCGUUUGUUGUAAUCAAUUUUAGUCACAUUUAUAAAUACAUAUUUUGUACAAAGUAUCACUUUUAAAAGGUCCAAAUAAAGAAAUAC
Messenger RNA from Lineus longissimus, 3278 nucleotides. Its product is annotated as major facilitator superfamily domain-containing protein 12-like. Gene Ontology annotation, biological process: carbohydrate transport. The transcript is spliced from 11 exons. Gene Ontology annotation, cellular component: plasma membrane. The coding region runs from base 369 to 1919 and encodes 516 amino acids. The record is from RefSeq and is a predicted model, not a curated record. Gene Ontology annotation, molecular function: symporter activity. NCBI's taxonomy places the organism in Eukaryota, Metazoa, Nemertea, Pilidiophora, Heteronemertea, Lineidae.